Molecule: messenger RNA, 5136 nt
Organism: Sphaeramia orbicularis (orbiculate cardinalfish)
Lineage: Eukaryota; Metazoa; Chordata; Actinopteri; Kurtiformes; Apogonidae
Gene: top2a
Product: DNA topoisomerase II alpha
Exons: 35
Coding region: 118-4845 (1575 amino acids)
Biological process (GO): sister chromatid segregation; DNA topological change; resolution of meiotic recombination intermediates
Cellular component (GO): nucleus
Molecular function (GO): DNA topoisomerase type II (double strand cut, ATP-hydrolyzing) activity; DNA binding; ATP binding
Source: RefSeq, a predicted model, not a curated record
UUCACAUAGCGGUUUGUUAUUAGAGUUGGUUAGAAGUCUGUUUACUAGUAUAAAAACCAAAACAUCUUAACACGCCGGUAUUGAAAGCACCAGGGUUUCUUAGUAAAUACGAGAAGAAUGGCUGAACCACUUAAGCAACAUGUCUUGGAAAACAAGCCACUGGAAAAAACAAAGAAAGAUCCCAAGCGGAUGUCAGUGGAGAGGAUCUAUCAGAAGAAGACUCAAUUGGAGCACAUUCUGCUCCGUCCAGACUCCUACAUUGGCUCUGUAGAGCCUGUUACCCAACAAAUGUGGGUGUAUGAUGAGAAUGUGGGACUGAACUGCCGUGAUGUGACAUUUGUUCCUGGACUGUACAAAAUUUUUGAUGAGAUUCUUGUAAAUGCAGCUGACAAUAAACAGAGGGACAAGAGCAUGUCUUGCAUCAAGGUCAACAUUGAUGUCGAAAACAACACUAUCUCUGUGUGGAAUAAUGGGAAGGGAAUUCCUGUGGUGGAGCAUAAGGUGGAGAAGGUGUAUGUGCCUGCACUCAUCUUUGGACAGCUCCUCACCUCCAGUAAUUAUGAUGAUGACGAGAAGAAAGUCACUGGUGGGCGUAAUGGAUAUGGUGCCAAGCUUUGCAACAUUUUCAGCACAAAGUUCACUGUGGAGACUGCUUGUAAAGACUCAAAGAAGUGCUUUAAGCAGACUUGGUAUGAUAACAUGGGCAGGGCAGGGGAUGCUAACAUCAAACACUUUGACGGGGAGGAGUACACUUGCAUUACCUUCCGGCCAGACCUGCCCAAGUUCAAGAUGACCAUCCUGGAUAAAGACACAGUGGCUCUGAUGACCCGUAGAGCUUAUGAUAUCGCUGGAUCAUCCAAAGGUGUCCGUGUGUUCUUCAAUGGCAAGAAGCUGCCGGUAAAAGAUUUCCGUAGCUACGUGGACCUGUAUGUCCAGGACAAAGUGGAUGAACUUGGUGAACCCCUCAAAGUGAUCCAUGAGGUUGUCAAUGAUCGUUGGGAGGUCUGCCUAACCUUGAGUGAGAAGGGUUUCCAGCAAGUCAGCUUUGUCAACAGCAUUGCCACAACCAAGGGAGGGAGGCACACUGACUAUGUGGCUGACCAGGUGGUUGGCAAGCUCAUCGACGUGGUGAAGAAGAGAAACAAAGCUGGAGUUGCUGUCAAGCCUUUUCAGGUGAAAAACCAUAUGUGGCUGUUUGUUAACUGCCUGAUUGAGAACCCCACCUUCGACUCGCAGACCAAAGAGAACAUGACACUGCAGCAGAAGAACUUCGGCUCCAAAUGUCUUCUCAGUGAAAAGUUCAUUAAACAGGCCACAUCCAGUGGGAUUGUGGAGAGUAUCAUGAACUGGGUGAAGUUCAAGGCUCAGUCACAGCUCAACAAGAAGUGCUCGGCCGUCAAACACACAAAGAUCAAGGGGGUGCCCAAACUAGAUGAUGCCAACGACGCAGGUGGGAAGAACUCCAUAAGCUGCACACUCAUCCUCACUGAGGGAGACUCAGCCAAGACACUGGCUGUGUCUGGACUGGGUGUGGUUGGCAGGGAUCGCUAUGGUGUCUUCCCUCUCCGGGGAAAAAUGCUCAAUGUCCGGGAAGCUUCCCACAAACAGAUUAUGGAGAAUGCUGAGAUAAACAACAUCAUCAAAAUCCUUGGACUCCAGUACAGAAAGAACUACAGCGACCCAGAAUCCCUCAAGAGCCUUCGUUAUGGCAAGAUCAUGAUCAUGACAGAUCAGGAUCAAGAUGGCUCCCACAUUAAGGGCCUGCUCAUCAACUUCAUCCACCAUAACUGGCCUUCGUUGCUGCGCCACAACUUCCUGGAAGAGUUCAUCACCCCUAUCAUCAAGGCAUCGUUCAAGAAAACUCAGCUGUCUUUCUACAGUAUCCCUGAAUUCAAUGCAUGGAAGGAAAGCCAGCCCAACCACAAAUCUUGGAAAAUCAAAUACUACAAAGGUUUGGGAACCAGCACAUCACAGGAAGCCAAGGAGUAUUUCUGUGAUAUGCAGAGACACCGUAUCCCAUUCAAGUACUCCGGACCUGAGGAUGAUGAAGCUAUCACCCUAGCCUUUAGCAAGAAGAAAGUGGAUGAGCGAAAAGAGUGGUUGACCAAAUUCAUGACCAACAGGCGCCAGCGCAAGGAGCACAACUUGCCAGAGGAUUAUCUGUACGGCACGUCUACAAAGUCCCUGUCCUACAAUGACUUCGUCAACAAAGAGCUAGUUCUUUUCUCUAACUCUGACAAUGAGAGGUCUAUCCCCUGCCUGGUUGAUGGUCUGAAACCAGGACAGAGAAAGGUGCUGUUCUGUUGCUUCAAGAGGAAUGACAAACGGGAGGUAAAGGUGGCCCAGUUGGCUGGUUCUGUGGCGGAGAUGUCAGCCUACCAUCAUGGAGAAGCAUCUCUGAUGAUGACCAUCAUUGGUUUGGCUCAGAAUUUUGUGGGAAGCAACAACCUGAAUUUGUUGCAGCCUUUGGGUCAGUUUGGAACCAGGCUGCAUGGUGGGAAGGACUCCGCCAGCCCUCGAUACAUUUUCACCAUGCUCAGCCCUCUGGCACGCCUUGUUUUCCCACAAGUAGAUGACAACCUGCUGAAGUGCAUCUUUGACGACAACCAGCGCGUAGAGCCUGAGUGGUACAUCCCCAUCAUCCCCACCGUGCUGGUGAACGGUUCUGAAGGUAUCGGCACGGGCUGGGCCAGCAAAAUCCCCAACUAUGACAUACGAGAGAUCAUCAACAAUAUCCACCGUAUGCUCAACGGUGACGAGCCUCUGCCCAUGCUUCCAAGCUUCAAAGGCUUUAAAGGUGUGAUUGAGGAGGUGACGGACAACCAGUACAUGAUCAGCGGAGAAGUGGCCAUCCUCGACUCCAACACCAUUGAGAUCUCGGAGUUGCCUGUGAGAACUUGGACACAGAGCUACAAGGAGAAUGUGCUGGAGUCAAUGUUGAAUGGCACAGAGAAGGUCCCCCCUCUGAUCACAGACUACAAGGAAUACCACACUGACAGCACAGUCCGCUUUGUGGUGAAGAUGACAGAAGAGAAGCUGAGGGAGGCAGAAGCAGCUGGCCUCCACAAAGUCUUCAAACUGCAAAACAGCCUCACCUGCAGCUCUAUGGUUCUGUUUGACCACGUGGGCAGUUUGAGGAAGUAUGAGUCUGUGCAGGAUAUUCUGAAGGCCUUCUUUGAGUUGAGGAUGAAGUACUACGUGCUUAGAAAGGACUGGUUGGCCGGUAUGCUGGGGGCAGAAAGCGCCAAGCUCAGCAACCAGGCUCGCUUCAUCCUGGAGAAAAUCCAGGGCAAACUGGUCAUUGAAAACAAACCAAAGAAAGAACUGAUCCAGAUGCUGCAGCAGAUGGGAUACGACUCAGACCCAGUCAAAGCCUGGAAACUGGCUCAAGAGAAGGAUGAUGUGGAGAAUGAGGAGGAGGAAGAGGAAGGAGCAGAGAAGGAGGAGACCAGUGGACCAGACUACAACUACCUACUGAGCAUGCCCAUGUGGUUCUUGACCAAAGAGAAGAAGGAAGAGCUGUGCAAACAGAGAGAUUCUAAGCUGACCGAGCUGAACACCCUGAAGAACAAGACUCCAGCUGAUCUAUGGAAAGAAGACCUCGCUGCUUUCUCAGAGGAACUCGAGCGUAUUGAGGCAAAAGAAAAAGAGGAGACUUCCCUCCCUGCGGUCAAGGGCAAAGGAAAAGGCAAAGUGUUGAAGGUGAAGGUGGAAACGCUCCCAACGCCACAGGGCCGCCGCGUCAUCCCCCGCGUUACCAGCGCCAUGAAAGCUGAAGCCAACAGGAAGGCUGAUCUGAAGAAAGGGGAGGGCAAGAGGGGCAGGAAAGUCAAGACUGAGGAUGUGGUGAUGAGGAUGGAAUUUGGAGAGGAUGGGGAGAACAUGGAGCCAGCAGAGGAGGUCGGCUUAGCUGCACGGCUCAGCAAGAAAACUAAAACCACCACAAAGGAAAAAGUUGCAGCAACAACUGGCAAGCAGACCACCCUUCAGUUCAAACCUGUUGACAAGAAGCGGAAGAAGAACCCUUGGUCCGACAAUGAGUCUGAUGAUGCAUCCGAGGAUGAUGAGGAUGUGGAGGAGGUGGUCGCACCCAGAGAGAAGGUCGAACGCAAAACUAAAGGUGCGGUGAAGUACAGCAUGUCCGACAGUGAGGACGAGUUUGAUGACUGGGGCAGGAAAGACGCCCCAAAACAGAGAGCUGUUAUCAGUGACGAUGACAGCUUCAUUCCAGAGGCCAAAUCCACGGCCGACAGCGACGUGGAAUCUCCAGCUCCGCAGCCCAAGAAGAAAGUUGUAAAGAGUAAGACAACAGUGAAACCAGCUGAAAUGAAAUCAACCUCUCCGUCUGAUGAUCAGGCACCUGCAUCCAAACCUCCGGUUCAACGGAAAACCAAAGAAGCAGCCCCCAAGAAACCCGCCGCCGCCAAGAAGGCAGCAGCGCCCAAGAAGAAGGCUGCAGAUGUGAAGCAGCCAUCCAUCAUGGAUGCCCUGACAAAGGCCAAGCCCAAAGCUAAAACCGCUGCCAAGAAGCUCCCUUCAUUUGACUCCAGCGACUCUGAAGCUGAUGUUAAAGCCGAAGUUACAGAGAAGAAACCUGUUCUCAAACGGAAGCAGGUGGUUAGCGAGGAGUCAGACAGCAGCUCAGACGACCUCAUGUCACGCCUCAAGGCUAAACCCACCGCCGGGACCAAGAAAUCUAAGAAGUGGGACGACGAUGAUGACAGCUUCCAGAUAUCGAACCAGGAAGCGGCGGCUCCUGUUGCCGUGGCGCCGAGGGACAAACCCUCACGUGCCAGGAAAGUCAUAACCUACAUCCAGGACUCAGACUCAGACGACGACAUGUAAACGUUGCUGUUGAUUUAAAGCCUCGUCUUGUUUUUUAGUUUAGUAUUAAAGACAGGUUUUUUAUUCAAUUUUAUUCGUAGUUUGUACCAGUUUAUCGCUCAGCGUUUAUCACUGUUGCAUGCGUGGGCCUAAUACAAAUCUGAUUCAAUGUAAUGUCGUUUUAUAGAGAAGCAGAUGCAAAGUUUCUGAUUGAAUUUUUGUGUUUGUUUGUGCUAACCACUUGUUUGUCUUGUAAAUAUUUUUAUGGUUCCUUUUAAAUGUUGAAAAAUAAAGUUUCUGUGUUUCUAUGAA